Striga asiatica is the source of this 345-nucleotide messenger RNA. Lineage: Eukaryota; Viridiplantae; Streptophyta; Magnoliopsida; Lamiales; Orobanchaceae. The record is from the annotation of a GenBank genome assembly.
CUGCGGAAUAGCAGGCUCAGCUGGGGCUGGAAAAGGGUGGUGAUGGGUGGGGCUCUGGUGGCAGAGGAGUGGAAGAGGUUUGACAAUGGCUUGAAGGAGAGGGUGGAGAUAGUUAAGCAGCGGAGCUUGGAUGCGGAAGAACGAAAUAUGGCAAACAUUUCUCUGCUGCAGUCUGUUCACAGCAUCUGUAAUUUUGAGACAACAUUUCAAUUGACCGACAUCAACUCAGCCAUCAAAAUACCUGGAGCGGAGAGUUGCAGAGGGACGGGAUUUGGAGACUCCGGUCUGAAAGCUGCGCGAGCGGCAGUGAGAUUCCGGGGACUGAGGCAGCGCGAGAGGCAGUAA